GCAAUUUCUGUUUUGUAGUCUAUCACCACUGAACCUGCACCAGAAGCUGAAGAACCAGAGAUUCCCCAGGAGGUGGAGUGUCCAAUGUGUGGACAGCAGUUCUCCCUCUCCCAGAUCGAGAUGCAUGCUGCGUACUGUGAUGGAGAAAAGCAGGAAACAGGUUAGCAGCAAUCUAAUUCUACUAAUAAUGAGUGCAAAUUAAAAAAAAAUAGCUUGUUUAUAUUAGUGACGUUAAUCCUAUGUGUAAGGCAUGCCCUGGAAACAUUGCAGAUGUUUUGAUCUUCUGAAUGCUAUUAUUGUUGUAUAGUUAGUUUGAUCGUUCAUGUAAUAAUAUUGUUCUAUAGUCUUAAGGAGCAGGCGCAAAUUGACUCAGAGGAAUCUUGCUGGCCCAAGUAAUCUUCUUCCCAACCCAGACUUUGGCAAGUAAGUAGGUAUGCAGACUAUUUAAUGUUUCUUCUAUAUUUUGUAAAUAUGUGUCAUGAAGUCAGAAUUAUGGAAAUGUCUAUGUAAAGGGACUAUUUUACUUCUAGUAGGAGUUAAAUCUGCUAGACAGGUCUGUUGUAUGCUUAGCUUGUGUAAACCACUGUAAGGCAUCUACAAUUUUUGUUUAGCAGUCAUCUUAGACCGAUAUCAAAAAGAAACUCUUCAAUUAAAUAUAUAUCUAAUAUUGAUAAAAACAGUAGACCAGUAGAUAAAAUAAAUAAAAAUAACUUCUGGAUCAACAAGAAAAUAACAAUGAUUGCAACUCAAUUAGCAUGUCUAAAAUAAUAUCCAAUUUAAAAUAUUUAGUCUACAAUGCACACCGAAACAGAUAUAUGUAGUACUUUUGUAUGUGUAUAUACUCAUGUUAAACUUUAUAUAGCGAAUUUGGAGAUCACCUGUAUGUAAUUCCUUUCAGGUUCCAAAGCUUUUCAAUGGAUGAACUCGUGGCAUCCUUAUAUUAAUAACUGCAGAACGUGUUCCCUCUUCUAUAUAUUUGUCUGAGUCUAACUUGGCCUUCUGUGUAUAAUAGUUUGAUUUAUUGUGAUUGGUUUGUUGAUGGGACAUUGAAAUGGGUGUCUGCUAUUUAGUAGAUCAUCUUCUUUGAUAUUGGGUAAACGUUUAAUAAAUGUCUAAGGAGCACUCCAAGCACCAUAACCACUACAGAUAACUGUAGAGGCUAUGGUACCAGCAGUGCUCUAGCAUCCUCCUAGGGAGCUACUUAAUGGAACACCUCAUGGUUAGGAAUACAAAGCUGUAUUCCUAACACUAUGUUCCUCAAACUCUGUGAAACUCCUUAAGUAUAGAAACUCUAGAAGCAGUCUUAGUACUGUAGUGUAAACAUUGCAGUUUCUCUAAAACUGUGAUGUCUUAUAUUGCAGGACUAAGAGGGACAGGGACCCAGAUGACUUCAGUGAGACAAAGAAGUUUAGGGUGCCUAUUGUGCCUAUUUAAGCGCUCCGUCAGAGCUAAUGCUCCCAUACAUUGUUCUAUCACCAAUUGCCAACUAUAAAUGCAUGCACAAGCAGUGCUUGUGGUAAUGACAAUGCAUCAUUGCUGUAAAUAUACACUAAAGAAUGUCAUGACCUGUGACCUUAAAGGACCACUCUAGGCACCCAGACCACUUCAGCUUAAUGAAGUGGUCUGGGUGCCAGGUCCUUCUAGGGUUAACCCAUUUUUUCAUAAUUAUAGCAGUUUCAGAGAAACUGCUAUAAUUAUGAAUGGGUUAAGCCUUCCCCCUAAUCCUCUAGUGGAUGUCUCAUUGACAGCCACUAGAGGCGCUUGCGUGCUUCUCACUGUGAAAAUCACAGUAAGAGCACGCCAGCGUCCAUAGGAAAGCAUUGUAAAUGCUUUCCUAUGAGACUGGCUGAAUGCGCGCGCAGCUCUUGCCGCGCGUGCGCAUUCUGCCGGCGGGGCGUAACGGAGGCGGAGAGGAGGAGGACAGCUCUCCGCCCAGCGCUGGAAAAAGGUAAGUUUAAACACCUUUCCCCCUUCCAGAGCCGGGCGGGAGGGGGUCCCUGAGGGUGGGGGCACCCUCAGGGCACUAUAGUGCCAGGAAAACGAGUAUGUUUUCCUGGCACUAUAGUGGUCCUUUAAGUGAUUUAAACCCCAGAUGAUACUGGUAAGGUUAUCCUGCAACCAUGGAACUUCAUGAUGAAAGGAUACUUCUUAGCACACCCAGUCUUAGACACCACCACAGGGAUAGGCAACCUUCAGCACUCCAGAUGUUGUGGACUGCAUCCCUCAUAAUGCUCUUACACACAAUGCUGGCGAAGCAUCAUGGGAGGUGUAGUCCAAAACAUCUGCAGUGCCAAAGGUUGCCUAUGCCUGCUACUACCACAUAAGUGGUUUUAGUCUACUUUUUUUGGGGUGUAUGCAGGUUCGGGUGAACUCAAAGUGCAUCAUAUGGAAGUGUGAUGAUGAAAUUGAUUACAGUACAUAGUUUUUAGUUUCUGUUGAAAUUAAACUAUUGACAUAUAUCCUUUUCUACAUUGUAUUAUAUUGGUUUGUACAAUAUUCUUGCUACCAACUACGUAAAUAAAUAUUUUUACUAAUUAUGUAAAUAAAUAUUUUGGUUACCAGCUAAACGCAAAUAGGUUGGUGAAUACAGCUAUACUAAAUUAAUUUUAAACAUCUAUAAUACCUAAAGGACACCAAAAACAAACUUCAUUUAAUCUUUUCCUUUUUUUUUUUCUCCUGUGCACUCAGUUUUUCUUCGUAAAAUACAUAAAGAAAAGUAGGGGCUAUUUUUCCUCAUGUAUGGCAGUCAAGUUUACAAACCUUGAUAAUGGGACCAGCUUAAAGCAAUGUACUAUUUCAGUUACCAAUCAAAUUCACCUACAGUUCAUCAGUAAAAUCAAUUCCACAGCAAACAUCAUGGGCAGAGGAGAACAAAAUGGCUGUGCCCACAUAUUAACAUCCGGCAUGAGAAAGAAAAGAUGUUAAGUAUAAAUAGAGGCAGGUGGCGAGUGUAAUCAUUAAGCUACAUAAAAGGAAAACUAAAAGAAAAUGACAGGGUAGCUUUAAACUGAAAUAAUUUAAAUAAUGAGUCAGAAGCCGUUAACUGAAAUAACAUUUUAUUCUAUACGGCUAUUGAGUUAAAUAAAAGAAGCAGACAAUUUUGCAAAGCAGAAAUUCCACUUGAGGGCAGCCAACCCUUACUUGUUGACAAGAUUGGGUGCACUGAUGUGAGUUUACUUGGCAUUGUGGAUAUGGUCUGCCACAAUGGGACCAGUCCGGUAUGACAUGUAAAUACUUUCUCUCUAGUGGAAUUUGCAAACUAAAACUUUUUUAUUUUGUAUUUUAAAACUGUUUUCACAUUUUUGUCCUGUAGCACAACCCUGUUUGAGCCAUAAGUUUUAAAAAGCUUUUGAAUACUAAUUCAAGUAUUCACAUGCUGCACAGAAUUAAUUUUGCUUUGUUAAACAUGUAAUUGACAUUCUAAGUACUUGACUGCAUUGUUGGAAGUCUUUGACUUCCAGCAUUUUAAGUUAAUAGUGUCAAUGUGCUUCCGUUGAAGUAGGUAAGAAUAGCACUUAUGAUAUAACAACAUCACUUCAAUGUUCUCACAGUAACAGAUAAGGAUAUGAAACUCUAGUAAAAGAAGUCUUUACUUUUAUGCAAGGUUUCAAAGUUAGGUAACGGUAAGCUUGUUGUAUACUUGUGCAGAUCGAGAGGGCCUUAAAUCUAAAAUAAAAAAGCAACACUCCAAAGUUGGAAAUUCUUUCAUUUGUAACUCUGGAAUGUUCAUUUUAUCUUCAUAUGUAUUUAGUUUUUGUUUUUUUAAUUAUUUAAGGUUUAUGAAUGAAUUCUAAAAAAAAUAAAUAGCUCUCUUUUAUAUAGCAAUGAUUUAUCAUAGUAGAUUUGAGACCACAAGUGCUCAUGUCUGAUUUUUGUUAGUGGUUCAGUCUUUCUUGUGAAAUUUCCUGAUUACCGGACUUAUAAGGAAGGGAAACGGUGAAGGAGUAGAUGCACCAGGAAGACCACAAAGGUUGAAACACGUUGUGCUUGGACUACUAGUCUCUAUACAAGUUUGCUUUUGCACUUGUUUUUAAAAACAUUUUUUUAACUAAAAUAAUCUGGAAUACUCUUUAUUGCUGAGAAAGGAGUGGGGCAGAUUGCCUGUGGAGUACAUUAACCAACACCUUUUUAGCCAGAGCCUGCUACAUGUGGCUCUGGGUAUUGUGAGUGCCUUUUUUUGCUUGUAAUUUACACCUGCCACUAAAGGAUAACUGCUUCCAGUAGACAUUUCAGUAUUGUUACUCCUGUCACAUAUGGAGUUUGUUACUUUUGUAACAAGCACAAUCCUAUGUUCAUCCUGCUAUCAUAUACUGCACUAUACGGCAUUUCAGAAUGUUUGCAAACAAUAGGCACCAAGAUACUUCCAGGUGGCAGAACGCAAGCGGCUUCCACUGACUUGAAUGAACUAAACAUAUUAUUUGAACAUUUGUAAAGAUAUGAGGCACUCGAGAUCAGCAAGAAUCAUGAGAUUAAAGAGGAAGCUUUAACUGAUCAGAGUUAUCGACUUCGCUGGACAACAUAUACAGGAGUAUAAAUCAGAUUGGGGCAUGUUGCUAUGCUAUGCUGUGCAUCAGAUUAACCGGUAGAAAGAUGAAACAGGGAUAUGUUAUGACAGACAUGGUUACCUAGGAGGUUUUCACAGGCUUGUGUGCUCAGUAUGAAAGAUAAGUCUAGGCUAAACAAUACUGAAGAGCAUUAGGUGUGCCAGAGAAAAUUUAACAAAUUGCGUUUUUCCCCCAUCUCUUGCGCCGUCCAGGAGUUUAUUCAGCCAAUUCCUGCUGAGGUUGUAUAAUAGUUCUGCUUCCCAGCAAGGCAGUGCAAGCCUUUGGGCCCAGAUGUUGUCAGACUGGGUAGGUCAGCUUGCAGGGUCAGGAUCGUGCUCAGACUGCUGGCUUGGAAACCUGGCAGGUGGAGUAAGUAGGCUUGUCGGGUCUGGUAGCGUUGGAUCGUGGCAGUCUGAUCGGCGGGAGCACAGUGACGCACCACAUCGAUAUAUGCUAGUCCAAAGAUACUGUGGUGCCUAUGCCCCCACUCGACGAAGAGGUAGGAGAGACUGCAGGCAGACACACGCGGCACAGAACCAGCUAACCAGACCCAGCAGACAUACCCUCGGGCCUAUCCAGACAGCUGGCACUUGAUGCACAACAUUGCUCCCUCUCUCAGAUCUGACCCGCAGCACCUCCACGGUGGCACCGCGACAUUCACUAGCCAGACCACAGCAGUAUAGAACCAAACAGCCAGAGGGUAUCGGCUGAGGCGAACUCUUUACCACAGGGGGACUUUACUGCCUUCAGCCUCCACAAUGCGGACUCUUAAGUAGAGGGGGGGGGGUUAGGGGUGUCUGUACACUAUAUGCUUGCUUUUCUCAAAAACCAUCCCUUUUUAGAUAGCAAAAGUAAUAAAUACAAUCAAAAUAACGCUGAAAUGUAAACUUCACUUUUCAGAACAUUAGUGGACUAAACCUGUCUAAAACAGAUUAUAUUUAUCGAAGUAAUUUUCAAAUUUAAUGUUUAAAGUAUCUGGACUGGAAAGAUUCUUUAAACCCUGAGAGUAUAAUCAUACAACCGUCAUGAAGAAGAUUCUAAGGUGUAUUGUACAUUUGCUUUGAGAAUAAGUCACUGAGGGAAUUUUUAAUAUUUAAUGGACUGUGCAUACGCUGGGCCUUGCAUGCCACCAUACUGUAUUUGAACGUGUCUCUAUGUAGCUAUUGUCAUCUCCUCAAUUCUUUCUUUAUAUGGCCAAAUUUGUUUUGUUUUUGAAUUAGAGCAACACUUUAGUGUUAGGAAUACAAAGAUGUAUUCUUAUCAUUAACAUGUUCCUCAGCACCUGCACCUUGGCAGCGAGUGUUGCGAGCAAAUUCGGCCUUCCCCAUAGAAAUGAUUGACUUUGUUGCUUUCCUAUGGGAUUUUCUCUGAGGCUGGAUGUCCAGCGUCAUAUCACGGUGUCAAACUCCUUAAAAUUCAAGGAAACGCCUCUAGUAGCGAUCUGGUAGACAGCCACUAGAAGUCGUCUUAGUACAGCAAUGUAAAUGUUGCAGUUUCUCUAAAACUAUGAUUUCCAUUGCAGGGCUAAGGGGGAUAGGGACACUGCACCCAGACCACUUCAAUGAGAUUAAGUGGUCUGGUUGCCUAUAGUGUCCUUUUAAGGAAAUAUUUGCGUGGAAAAGUUUGAAAUAUUCUAUUUAAUAUAGUCCUAAAUUGCACUAGUGACCUUGUUUUCCACCUGAUGCUAUUUGACAGAUUUGAAAAAUGCUACUUGUGCAAGACUGUGGUUCAACUGGAAGAUUAUCAGACACAUGUGGAUAAUUGCUUAAAAAUGGCCACACUGGAGACCCCAAGAAGCCGUAGGUUGAGGAGCACCAAAGUGAGUGUCUGUUGUAGUCUGUCCCAACUUCAAAACAUAACACUAGUCAUGAAAACGUUUUCGUUAAGCAUAUGGCAGAAACCAGCAGAUAGACGACAUGCAGAGUUUCGUUCCACUGGUAAAGAACUCUGUGGGACUGGACCUCAUAAUAUUAGAAUUUCAUUAUGUAUGUACCCAGUUGCGUAUGAUUAUUCAGUCCACCAUACCUAUUACUUGGGGGGGUCCCUUUUUUUUGUUUUUGGUGUGUUUUAUUCUCCAGUAAAAUAAAACAUUGAUAUCCUUGUGGAAUUGCACACAAAGGCUACUUCACGAUUUGUUAAAUAACAAAUUGUCUUUAAUAUCUUUUACCUGCUUGUUAUCAGUAAUGUAUUUGUAUCUACUGUAAACGUAUCUUGUUUAAAAUUAUAUUAAAAAAAAAAAAAUUCUGUCAUCACACACAAUUUUGUUGCCCCUGUAAUUUUGAAUGCUCCUUAUAAUGACCACCAAUUGGACUAGAGCAUAUGAUUUAUUUAUAAAAUAUUUUACCAGGAUGGAUACAUGGUUUUCAAGUAUGUCCUGGGUCCACAAAACAUUGCAUUGUUACAUUUUUUUAUAAUUGAAUUAAUAUCUUGCUGGAAAGUAAUCCUUCCAUAUUAGCAGCAGUUGCUUUAGUGUUUGUAUACUAGACAGUUAUUUUUAAGGGGUUGGCUUUAACUAUUUAUGAAAUAUAAAAUUCUAACCAUUUCUGUCUUCAUGCACAAAGUGAUGAAGGUAAUUCCAUCUCCUCAUUCAGAGGCUUUACAAGAAGACCACAAACUGGAAUGGCGCUCAUACUUCUGUCUGUAGCUCCAUUCAGAAAAGUAGGAAUGAAGUUGUCUGUUAGCUAAUUUGCUUGGGCAGCACUCCCAUUCGCUUUUCUGAUUAAUGGAACCACUGUAAAUUGCUAAAGUUCAUAUCCUGCAGAUGUCUCCUGAGCAGGUUUUUUUCAUAUUAUUAUUAUUGUUAUUAUAUGGAACACAUUAAAUAACGUAUUGGUCAAAUAUAAUAACUUAAAAUAAGUGAGUCAAUAUAAGAUGGACCUGUGUGCAUGUUGUGUGUUAUUGUUCAGAAAUGUCAUUGGUUCAGAUUAUAUAAUGGUGGAUCCCAGCUUACGCUUGACCUUUUUGUUUUUGCGGUCUUUUUAUAACAGCAGGAAUCAAAAGGGCAAAAUGGCAGACUGCUGAGUAUGCUGGAUAAGUCUGAAGCAAUAACAUCAGGUAUGAUACAUAAUGUGAAUGAGUAAACAGGAAUGUAUUUUUAUGCAAGGAUUUGGAACUGACCUUUUGUUUUUAACCUGAUAAAUUCAUUAACGGGCUUCCAGUAAAACUGUUAUAAAUAAGAAAGUGGAUUUUGAACACUAUAUUGUAUUCUGAUACUGAAAAGAAAGGCACAUGGAAAUUAGAUGAGAAAACAAAUUCAAAGUACCAUCUUCAUAUUGGUUACAUUUAAUACAUAAAUUGAGAUUUGCAGAUUUAGUUGUAGUCACAGAACAUAUAAAAAAUGAACAUUUUGAAAUCAGCACAAUAAAUACAGUCAGUCGUUCUAAAACUGUUUCUUGGGACUGUUUAAUGGCGGGAGUUUCAGCGGCUCCAAGAAAUGUGAGUAUAUGUAUUUUUCAUCCUGUUCUUGGCUGUCACAUCUUUCUUUUUGUGUGCUGUGAGAUCUGCUAUGUGAUUUUUCUGUACAGUACUGCCUUACACUGUCGAGAGACAUUUGCUACAUUCCACCAGCAGUAAAAGAGGACACAGGAAGUGACAAUGAAGUCACUCUGAUUCGUUGAGUCCAGCUAGAAAAAUCAUUUCACAUUACAAUGUUUACAAAUAUAUUAAACAUCCAGGUCUAGUUCUGCCCUGGGUGAUCUAGUAGUAGGUAAUACAAAUGAGCAAUAAGUGCAGUUCAGCUUAAACUUUCUGGAGUUUUCCCAAAGUAUUUACCUUACUUCCCAACAGUAGUAAAAUUACAUUUUGGAUUCCGCUUAUGUGUUUCCCUUUAAGGCAGCAAUGUUCCUCAUCCUAUUUGUAAGUCUUUGUGCGUACACACAUUUAGUCGCUUUAAGGAUAAAUGGCUUGAAGGAAGAGUGCAGCAUAUUACUCUUUUUGCUGCACAUAGAACAUAGAGUUGUUAUGAUCUCUGCCUGUCUACAUACUAAACAGCUAUCACGUGCAGUGAGAAAUCACUGCGAGUCACAUUGCUGCCUUUGUUAAAUUUUUCAGGAGAUUUAGUUUAAAAUAAGGUAUGUGUUUUUAUAUGCAUUUUGGGAGACAGAUCCACAUCUCCUGAUUUUUAUUCUCCUCCCACCACCACCCCCCUAUAAAUUAUAGUGCCAGAAAAACAAAGCCAUCCUAAAGUGCCACCCUCCUGCGUCGCUGAAGGGGUUAAAACUACAUCAGUCUCUUUUCUGAAUCCAGCGCUGAUGUCCCUCGACGCUGGUUCAGGCUCUGCCCACGCUCCUCCCCCAGCCAUGUGAGCCGACAGGGGAGACCUCAUGCGCAUGCGCUGUAAUGGCUGCGCUCGCAUUAGGAUUUCCCCAUGGGAAAGCAUUAUUCAGUGCAUUCCUAUGGGGGAAAAAUGGAUGCUGGAUGUACUCAUCCAGAGCGUGAGGACAUCCAGCGUCAGAUAACGGACCAAAAGUCUGUUUAAAACCAGGAAGCCCUCUUGUGAUUGUCUGGUAGACAGCCAGUGGAGGUGGAGUUAACACUGAUUAGUAAUUAUUACAGUUUCUCAACUGCAAUAAUUAAUAUUGCAUGGUUAAGGGACAUGGGAUAUUGCACCUAAACCACUUCAAUGAGCUGAAGUGCUCUGGGUGCCUACAUUGUCCCUUUAAACAUUUGGAAUUUCAAUUAUCACAUGGGUAUUUAUUGGCAGCAUGCUGCGUUGUUCCCUGUCAUUGCUAUGUGCAAAAAAUGCAUGGGUAGCCUGGCCUCUUCUUUUUUGUAAGUGCAGGUCUGACUAAUAACUGCUGCAGAGUUUGCUGACCUGAUCCAAUUCUCCUCCACUCACUCUGGUGGAACUCUGAUGGCAUUGGUCUCUACAUGUUUUCACUGUGCAAACUAGCUCUUUCUGUGUUCUGUGUAAAAGGUCUUGUUGAGGGAGUGCAGUAGGAAUAAUAUUUUAUAUAUUGUCUUGCUCCUUCGACAGACAUCAACACCUCAAAAGAUAUUUGUACAUAAGUGAUUGACUGCUGCACAUCACCUAAUCCACUUAGUCAAACUGUGACAUCCAAAUGUGAUUUUUUUUGUUGUUGUCAUUCUUUGUUUUAUUAAGGCAUACUUUUGACAAACAGAAUAGUAAUGCAAUAGUAACAGUUUCAUUAUAAACAAGGAGUUAAUAUCACAUGAAUGAUGACUUUAGUCUGCAAAAAUGCUUAUCAAAUGUGAUCUUGAUUAUGAAUUAAUUGAUAUUGUUAAUGUGAAAAUGAAACUUCCACCUUAGCAUGUUUGCCAAGCAAGGGGAAGUUUUCUCUAACAGCUUGACCAAGAACUGGAGGACAGUGUGGUGUGUAGUUUUUCUGGUUCUUUUUAAGUACCACUUUUUGAUAUGGACCAUUGUGCUGGGAAGGCAUAUAAUACUGAAGAUAUUCACUAAUCAGGGAAUUUUAGAGAAAUUGCAAGACUUGGCCCAUUCAUCCAUGGUGCUAAAAUAGUGCAGCACCAACUAAACCCCCCACCCCUCUUCCCCAUAUCCUGUAAAUAAGCUCUUUUGGCCUAAAUUUUGCAGUUUGGUUUUCUGUUCAGUGGACUUCACAUUUAAGUGAAUAAAUCAUGUAGAACAGGCUGUUUUUGAAUGUGCGAUAUGAUGCAGUUAAUAUUACUUAUGACAGUACUAAAUAAGGGAUUUAUGACACUGUAUUGCAUAUUUUUUCCCUUAUACAUGAUCUUACUGGGGGAUUUUCAAAUUAUUAUUUUUUAGGAAUGUGCAUUAACGAGCCUCUUUAGUGUUCAUUUGAGUAAAGAGUUUGCGUUUAGAUAGGCAAUACAUUUAUGUGCACACCAGACUGAUUUUAUUUUUUUUUUAUUUUUUUUAAAUGCAUCCGUUUUACAGGAGCACACAGCAGUCUCCCAGAGGUGGAUUGUAUGAGGUGAGUGUUGCGGUCCCUUUGCUGGUCCAUCAUUAAGCGUGACGUCUAACGUUUAGUACUGCCUCUUUUAUCGCCUGCAUACAAUUAAUGAUGUAUGAGUCUACAACCCUAAACCUGUAACUUUGCUACCAUAUUUUUCAAUAUGUACCAUUCUUUGCAGAUGUUAUGUUUUGUUCCUGUUUUUAUCCUAGUUACCGUAUAUACAGUAUAUAAGACAAGUUUUUUGGCACUUUUUUUGUGUUCAAAAAGCCUCCUCGUCCUAUACUCGAGUCAUGGUCUGUAUUAUGGCAAAUUACAUUGCCAUAAUACAAACAUGACAUGUUGGGGGCCGGAGCAAGCUGUUACUUACCUUUACAGCUGCUCCGGUCAGCUCCCAGCACCUCCGCGCGGCACCUCUGUGCUGCUCCCAGUGUAAAUCUCGCAAGACUUACACUGGGAGAAGACCGCGUGUAGGUAGGAGGGUAAUUGUUAACGGCCGUCCCCCUGCACAGCCCCCCCUGCCCCUGAAAAGCCCCCCCUUGCCCCUGAAAAGCCCCCCCUGCACAGACCCCCCUGCCUCUCGCGAGCUGAGUGUUGCCGCAGUUACCAUGGCAAUGCUCCGAAUCUCACGAGAGUGAACACUAGCCUCAGGAGCUGCUAGAGUUCACUCUAACCACUGGGACCACCAGGGAUUGCCCUCCUACCUCCACAGACCCACAAUAAUUACCCCCUACACACACACACACACACACACACACACACACACACUGCCCCCUUACGCACACUCACAUCCUUCACAAACACAAUGCACUUUGUACACACUGCACCCCACACAUUGCUCCCCUCACACACACAUACAUUGCACCCCUUUCAAAAACACUACCUCACCUAUGCCCUACUAUAAAGCUGCACAGCUUCUCAACCUACUGUAAUUCUUUCAAAAUUCAAUUCUCAUAUGUUAUAAAACAAUUUUUUUUAUUUUUUACCUAGGAUUUCACCUCCCAGAGAAGAAAAUAAUGAAAGUAUGAAUAAUGAGGAUUUGACAGUCAGCGAUUCUCCAAUCAGAUCAUUUGUUUCCAUUUCAGAGGCCACAGAUUGCCUUGUCGACUUUAAGAAGCAGUUCAGUCGACAGCCAGGUGGUGGAGGUCCCAGACGCCAUGCAAAAGGUCAGCCAAGUGGUGGAGGCCCCAGACGCCAUGCAAAAGGUCGAUGGAGGAAGCGGUGAUGAAAGGGGGAAAAACCCUAUAAACGACAAAAACCACUUUGUGAUGAAGCCAGAUUUUUUUUUACCCAGGGACCAGUGAACUCUUUCUCUUUUGUGGCUCAUAGCUUAGAACUUUGGUUCAAAUAUAUUUAUAUAUUUUAUUUGACAUAAAAAACAAAAGAACUGUAUAUAAAAUAGAUAAUGCAGAACUUUUUAUUGUGAAUCGUCUUUAUGAAUUAUAUUGCAUAGAAUUUUCACUUGAGUAUUUUCUGAUGCCGGGUGUUUUCCAAGUAGGGGAGACAUAAUAAUGAUUUUCCAGAAAAGUUAUUUUUUUCUUUACAUUCCCAUGCAAAGUCAAAACAAAGCUUUGCAUCAUAGCAGUGCAUUAAAAAGCUGUGUAAUAUUGGGGUACGGUGUGUGAAAACUUUUUUUCUUCUUUUUAUAUAAGUUUUUAUUUUUGUUUUCCAAUACAACAAGAGAAGAUAUGCCAAAGUUACAUAUAUGUACAUGUCACAGAAGACACAAAAUGAAACCACGCAAAUCAAUGAACAGAACAGAGUUUGAAAAUAUGAUGGGGUCGAGGUUUCGCCCAUGUUAGUAAGGGUGUAAAGAACCCCCCCCUCCCUCAGGGACCACUAAACCAUCCAACAUGUCAAGGGAGUAUUUAAAAAAAAAAAAGUCUUAACACAAUGUGUAUUAUUUUAGUUUAAGUGCCUGCAAAGGUAGAAUUAUGUGUUUUAUGUUCAUGUAUGUUAAACGAGUUUUAUAUACUUGUCAAUUAAGUUAUCUUGUAUACACUGAGAAUAACCUGGUGUCCUAGAUUUUUAGAAAUAAGUAUCUGUUAAAAAAGAAACGUCAAUUUCUAUUACCAUCAAAGCAGCACAGCUUAUUUUUCUUCAGUUAUUCACUUCACAAUUAUUUUGACUAUUUGUUAAGGUAUAUGGUUAUUUAAAAACAUUUUGUGGUUUAACACUUUCAUUUCAUUUUUGAAUAUUGUCUGGGGGUUUUCUCCUUUUUUUAAUUUAUUUUUCCCCCAGAUAUUUUCCAUAUUAAUAAUGUCUGCAUUUGAAAAAUGUAAAAUCAUCUAUUAAUUCCCAUUACUCCAUCAGGACAUGGGUUAGAUAUAUCCUGACAAUAUUGUCCAAUCACCUAUCAGGAAUGGAUUAAACAGCCAUGUAAUAAAUGAUCACUGCAGUGGCUAAACCACAUACUUUCAGUGAAGGGAGACAACUUUGUUGUUGUUGCUUUGAGAGUGCACCCCACAAAAUGUAUUAUAAAUAUUUUAUAUAUUUUUUUAUUUUUUUCCCCUCUUUUGGUUUUUCUUUUAUUAUCCUUAUCAGACUCUCCAGAUUAGUUAAUAACACCUUAAUAUAUUAAUCUAAGAAAGACCACAUGCCUGAAAGAAUUUAAAGAAUUGUUCUUUGUGGCUGAUGAUGGGCACAAUAAUUGAACUGUCUGAACAUGUAAACUGCACAGGUCAGAUUAAUUACCAGUUUUCAGUGUACUUUUCAGAGCAAACACUAUUGAAUAUGUGCAUUUUGAAUGAACUGUGCCAUUGAUUUGAGUUAGCGUUACAACUGCCAGUUUUUAAAUUUAAUUCAUUUUCCUAAUUUAUAAAUAUUAUUAAAGGUACUUUUGUUGUCUAUACAAAUUGAUGGCAUGACUACUUAAGUUGGUCACUUUUCAGACGUAAUUCUAACUGAUAUAUAUCUAACGUUCUCUUUGCUGUAAACUAUGUGAAAGCUGUAGAUAAGCAGGCCUUCUGGGGGUGUGUAGUUAAGCAUUCAAUAUCCGGGGAACUGCUUGCUUCUGUCCCCAUGUAGAUGAUGGUUUUCCUGGUCCUAUGAGUGGAGCCAUGGAAGCAACCAUGAUUGCUCAUGGCCAAAUCACUGACUUUAAAAUAAAGCUGUGUAGGUCCCACCAUGCUUCCAAGAGAGAUGAGAUAGUUUAUACAUAUCCCAACACACACAAUGCACAAGUACACGGGCAAGCAGAUGAAACUUAUGCUAACGUUUUAGUUUUUUAAUAUUCUUUAAUACUUUUGCUAAAGUAUACAGUGCAUAUCAAAUACAAGGACAAUCAAGGGAAACCAAUAAAGUCUCUCAUACUCAGAAAAGGCAUCCGAUUAAGUGAAUUUCUACUGUUAGACGUCAUGUCGCAAGAUGAGGAGGAUAGCGAAGAGUGUGGGGGUGGAAUUACAACACCACACCAUAAUAUUCUGUGUAGUCGGAGACCAAGGACCUCUCUCAGCACAGGUGCCUUUUAAUAUAUUCAAUCUGAGUGCCAACGUACGGGAAGACAUAUCACCCCGUCAUACAAAAAAGCUGUCAUAGCUCCCAUAGUACCUGUGUCUUCAUCCCUUUCCACCCACUGGGAACAAUGGUAGACAACCAGAGGACAAGGAGUAAAGACUUGGCAGCAUUAGGGUCUUUUAAGACACUUCUUGUAAGUAGAAACACAGUAAAAAUGUUUGUUAAAGUGGGCUGAUAGCGGUAAAAAAAUGUUUUUGCGCAAAAUGCUAUGGUUAUAAAUAACUAGGAGGAGGGACACAGAACAAUGUUGUCCCAUAACCUUGUUUAAGCCUUAUAUCUGCAAUGCAACCAUAUAUUUGUCAAAACCUAUUCCAUGUAAAGAAUAACAUGAGAAGUUAAAUGUGAGAUUUCUCCAGUAAAGCACUAUUUUUCUCAUACCAAAUUA
Pelobates cultripes (western spadefoot toad) is the source of this 14339-nucleotide messenger RNA. The record is from the annotation of a GenBank genome assembly. Lineage: Eukaryota; Metazoa; Chordata; Amphibia; Anura; Pelobatidae.